AUGAACCCAUGCAACAUUCAAUCCAACCGAUUGGAAGACAGUAGAAGCAUUAGCAGAAGAAACCCUUACGUGGUACCAAUUUUAAAUUAUGAGAAAGAAUAUAUCUGCACGGGAGCUGUAAUUGAUAAAAGGACCGUUCUAAGUUCAGGUGCUUGUAUCACUCCUGAGCCACAUUAUGUUGCACUAGCAGCCGCCGUACUACACCCUCGGGCCAAUAAGACUAGACUCCUCAAAGUUGCUUUUUCUAAACUACACGAUGACUACAAAUUUGAUUUCUUUGAAAAUGAUUAUAAUAUAUCCGCCAUGCAUAGCAACAUCGGUCUCAUCUUCACCGUACUUCCUAUUCUAGAAUAUUUUUUCGAGGGUGCAAUUCUAUCGAAUUACUAUGCAACGGAAUUAAUGGAGAAGCACCUUUUUAUGGUGGGAUAUGGUAAGAUAGCGACUUCUGAAGGUGUUGUGUUACAGCAGCAGUCGUUUCAUCAAAUGGCCUGUAUGAAUCCCAAGUGGUAUUACUGCAUAUGUGGAAUUGAGUAUUGGCCGACUACUUAUGUGGGUUCUUUCGGAGAAGGCGGCCCAGUUUUAUAUGGAAAUGAAAUUGUAGGUAUAGCAGCGACUCCUUCUGGAACUUUAACUUUUAGACCAAACAUCAACUACAAUAUAUUUACAGUUGUUGGCCCUUAUGUUGCAUGGAUUCAAAAAUCUAAAUUCAACUCUAUUGUUCAAUUUAUAUCAAACACUCCUAAAAAUCGUGGUAUACAUAAUACACUAAGCGGUUCAAUAGUCUUUUUGAGAAAUAUGAGUCAACAAGCAAAAUAUCAACCCUUAAAAAGGGUGGGGUUGAUCGGUGUUCCAUUUGAGAAAGGCCAAAAAAAGUAUGGAGUUAGUGUCGCACCUGCCGCUCUAAGAUCAGCUGGCUUGAUUGAACGCUUAAAGGAGAUCGAUGGUUUAGAUGUAAAAGACUAUGGUGACAUUGAGGUCCCGUCGUCCGAAAGGCCUGUAGAUGUGGACAAUAUGGCUCACCUUCCGCUGGUAUCAGCUUGCAACAAAAACCUAUCAGACAAAGUAGCACAAGUUCUAAAAGACGGUAGAGUUGCUGUUACAAUAGGUGGAGAUCAUUCUAUUGGAGUUGGAACGGUUGACGGACAUUAUAAAGUAAACGAGAACAUGAUCCUUAUUUGGGUAGACGCUCAUGCUGACAUCAACACUAACAAGACUUCCGAAUCAGGUUCCGUGCAUGGCAUGCCAGUAGCUCUACUUGUUAAAGAAUUAUCUGACUACUGGCCUUAUUUACCAACUAUGGACUGGCAAGUCCCAAAAUUUUCGAUAAAGAAUCUCGGAUACAUUGGCCUUAGAUCAGUAGACAAGUACGAAAGGCUGGCAAUAGAAAAAUACGACGUGCCUGCGUUCGCAAUGGAAGACAUAGAGGAUUACGGAAUUCAUAAAUCUAUAGAACACGUUCUGCAGAGGCUAGACCCCGAAGGAAAUAAACCGAUCCACGUCAGUUUCGACAUCGAUUCAUUGGAUUCUUUAGAGGCUCCCAGUACGGGCACCCCUGUUCGAGGAGGCCUUACACUUCGGGAAGCUAUCAAAUUGAUGGAGAUUAUUCACGCCACUGGCCGGCUCCGUGCGUUUGAUCUUGUUGAGAUUAACCCAGCUCUCGGAAAUGACUCCGAUAGGAAGAGAACUAUUGAAGCCGGCAUGAGCGUUAUGAUGGCAGCGUUAGGGUUCUCGAGACGUGGCAUGACACCUCGUGGGGUUUCAGAUUUACCCGUGCAAACGUAUCAUAAAGAUAAAUGA
Molecule: messenger RNA, 1797 nt
Organism: Danaus chrysippus (African queen)
Lineage: Eukaryota; Metazoa; Arthropoda; Insecta; Lepidoptera; Nymphalidae
Source: the annotation of a GenBank genome assembly